AUGAAUCCCUUGUCGUCUCCCCAAGUUGACAGCCCCGAGGAUAGCAGCAACAUCCUCGACGGCUCAACGGCUCCCACAACGCCAGAAGGCAGCUACAUGUCCAGCCCGGUGCUGCGCCCACAGGUUCUCGAGGCACUGGACAUGGGCAUCAACCAGACGAGGCCUGUCCGCAACAUUUGCUGCGUUGGCGCGGGAUACGUUGGCGGCCCCACGGCAGCCGUGGUCGCCUUCAACAACCCCCACCUUCGCGUGACAGUGGUCGACCUCAACGAAAGCCGGAUCCGACGCUGGAACAGUAGACACCCUCCAAUCUACGAGCCUGGCCUCGAGGAGGUCGUGCGGGUUGCCCGGGAUGGCACAAGAGAAACGGUCAUCACGAACUCUCACGGGUCAGCCUCCCACAUGGGUGACGCAGAGGUCCUGCCCGAUGCAUCGUCGGCCAGCCGCGAGAUCAUCGUGCCGGCCAGACAGCCCAAUCUGUUCUUCAGCACCCAGGUGGGCCGGUGCAUCUCCGAGGCGGAUGUCGUCUUGAUCUCUGUCAACACGCCAACCAAGACGCGCGGCGCGGGUAAAGGGUGUGCAACGGACAUGACGGCCUUCGAGGCAGUCACCGCCGAGAUUGCACGGCAUGCGAGACCCGGCGCAAUCAUUGUGGAGAAGAGCACUGUGCCGUGUCGAACAGCCCAGAUGGUCAAAGAUACGAUGGCCGUCCACCGCCCCGGCGUGCACUUUGAAAUCCUCUCGAACCCCGAGUUCCUGGCGGCUGGCACAGCUGUCAAUGACCUCCUGUACCCCGACCGAGUUCUGAUCGGCUCCUCGCCCACACCCGCAGGCCGCAAAGCCGCGUCAGCCCUCGCAGCAGUUUAUGCCGGUUGGGUGCCACGCCAGCGCAUCAUAACGACCAACGUGUGGUCCUCUGAGCUCGCCAAGCUGGUUGCCAAUUCGAUGCUCGCCCAGCGUAUAUCCUCCAUCAACUCGAUAGCAGCUGUAUGCGAGAAGACCGGCGCGGACGUGGACGAGGUCGCGGCUGCCAUCGGGGUUGACCCGCGCAUCGGCGACAAGUUCCUCAAGGCAGGUAUCGGCUUCGGCGGAUCGUGCUUCAAGAAGGACGUGCUGUCGCUCGUGUACCUCGCACAGAGCCUCGGGCUGGACGAGGUGGCAGAGUACUGGAGACAGGUCAACGCAAUGAACGAGUACAGCCGGGACCGAUUCGCGGCGCGGGUGGUGCGGUGUCUAAAUAAUACACUAGUUGGGAAGAAGCUGGCUGUAUUGGGCUACGCCUUCAAGAAGAACACCAACGACACGCGCGAAUCGCCUGCGCUGGAGAUCAUCCGGACGCUGCUGGAGGAGGGGCCUCGCGAGGUUGCCGUGUUUGACCCGUGCUGCAACCCGGCCACAUUGCGCGACGAGAUCAAGCACUUGCUCAAGGGCUGCGAGGGCAUUGAUGCCGAGAGGAUACUGAAGGCGGAAGGGGGGCCAUUGGCCGUGCACGACACCGCCUACGAGGCGUGCGCGGCUGCGGAUGCUGUCCUGAUCACGACUGAGUUCGAUGAGUUCAAGAACGGGCCGAGCAAGGCCAUCGAGGCCAGGAUCGGUGCUGAGGGGCUUUUCGCUCCUAACCCUGCGGCCAACACCAUCCCCCCUUCCAAGCCAUCAGUACAAAAGCCAAGCAGCACAUUCGACCCCCGACCAUUCGCGACCACAGAACCGAGCGAGCUGGAGCUUCUGUCUCUGAGAAAGCAUGUGCUCAAGUCACUACCAGUCGCACCGGCUAUCGUGCCAGCAUCUGCAUCUGCAUCUUCGUCAUGGUCAUCCUCGUCCUCAUCCGACCCCCUGCAGAGGCUUCAUGCUGAGCCAGCCUGUGAUGCCGACUGCCCCGACUGCAAACUGGAGCACAGCGGCCACGCCCCCAACGAGGAAUACAAACCCAAGGAGAGGGUGGACUGGGCCAAGAUAAGCUACCACAUGAAGAAGCCUAAGUGGGUGUUCGAUGGGAGAGGAGUGCUGGAGGUGAAGGAAAUGGAGAGGCUUGGUUUCCAAGUCGAGAGUGUCGGGAGGUGA
Messenger RNA from Diaporthe citri, 2061 nucleotides. RefSeq lists its product as uncharacterized. Gene Ontology annotation, biological process: polysaccharide biosynthetic process; glycosaminoglycan biosynthetic process. The record is from RefSeq and is a predicted model, not a curated record. NCBI's taxonomy places the organism in Eukaryota, Fungi, Ascomycota, Sordariomycetes, Diaporthales, Diaporthaceae. Gene Ontology annotation, cellular component: nucleus; cytosol. Gene Ontology annotation, molecular function: NAD binding; UDP-glucose 6-dehydrogenase activity. The transcript has 3 exons. The coding region runs from base 1 to 2061 and encodes 686 amino acids.